Molecule: messenger RNA, 1975 nt
Organism: Brassica rapa (field mustard)
Lineage: Eukaryota; Viridiplantae; Streptophyta; Magnoliopsida; Brassicales; Brassicaceae
Product: UDP-glycosyltransferase 75B1
Molecular function (GO): quercetin 7-O-glucosyltransferase activity; quercetin 3-O-glucosyltransferase activity
Source: RefSeq, a predicted model, not a curated record
UUAGAACUUAUAUUUAAAAGGAUUUUGUAUAGAUAAAAAAGUAUAAUUAAAAUUAAAUAUCAUUUUAAUCUAUGUGAACAAAAUGGGUAGCAAGCAUCUUUACUUUCAAACAAAACUACAGCAACUUGUGGCUGUAAAGGGAAACAGAGUUAAAUGUUUGCAUCUCCAAUCAUACGUCAAUGUCAAAGUCUGCAACCACACAAACGCAAAUUUGGAUUUUUACACGAAGUAAGGCCAAAGGCAAACCACCAGUCGAGCGUCACCGCAGACGUCACAAGUAGUCUGAUACAGUUUUGCGUUUUUUUUUUUUGAUGAAGACGUAUACAUGCAUGUGCAUGCAUACCUGACCAAGUAUCAAAAUUUAAUUACGCAUCUCUCUCUAUAUAUAUAUAACACCCCAAGACUCCAAGAGACAUUUAUUCUUGUAUUGGACUUCAUUAACUUCAGUGUGAAGAACAAAACAAACAACAAUUAAUGGCACCACCACCACACUUUCUACUCGUAACAUUCCCUGCGCAAGGCCACGUGAACCCAUCUCUCCGUUUCGCUCGUCGCCUCAUCAGAACCACCGGCGCACGUGUCACUUUCGUCACGUGCGCCUCCGUCUUCCACCGCUCUAUGAUAUCUAAGCACAGCGACCUCGACAACCUCUCUUUCCUCACUUUCUCCGACGGCUUCGACCAAGGAGGCCUCACCACCGCCGAAGACCUUAAGAGCCGGUCCGCGAAUCUCAAGAACAACGGCGAGAAAGCCCUGUCGGAGUUCAUCGAAGGUAACAAGAAAGGUGACUCUCCGGUGACUUGCUUGGUCUACACGAUACUCCUCAACUGGGCUCCAAAAGUGGCAAGUAGGUUUCAGCUCCCCUCUGCUCUUCUCUGGAUCCAACCUGCUUUGGUUUUUAACAUUUAUUACAACCACAUCAACGGAGACAACAACAACUCUUGUCUCGAGUUCAAGAACCUUUCGUCUAUAGCAACACGUGAUCUUCCUUCUUUCCUCACGCCUGCUAACACAAACCAAGGGGCGUACAAAUCGUUUCAAGAACUCAUGGAGCUUCUCAAAGAAGAAACCAACCCGAAGAUUCUCGUUAACACGUUCGAUUCUCUGGAGCAAGAGGCGUUAAAGGCUUUACCGAGUGUCGGAAUGGUGGCGGUUGGUCCUUUACUUCCUUCGGAGAUGUUCACAGAAUCAGUUAAGGAUUUGUCAAAUGAUCAAAGCAGUAGUUAUAGCCGUUGGCUAGACUCGAAAACAGAGUCCUCUGUUAUCUACGUUUCUUUUGGAACGAUGGUUGAGUUGUCCAAGAAACAGAUAGGGGAGCUAGCGAGAGCUCUCAUAGAAGGUAAAAGACCGUUCCUGUGGGUGAUAACUGAUAAAUCCAACAGAGAAGCGAAGUUAGAAGGAGAGGACGAGACGGAGAUCGAGAAGAUUGCUGGUUUUAGGCACGAGCUUGAAGAGGUUGGGAUGAUCGUGUCUUGGUGUUCUCAGGUGGAGGUUUUGAGACACAGAGCGGUUGGUUGCUUUGUGACUCAUUGCGGGUGGAGCUCGACGCUUGAGAGUUUGGUUCUUGGAGUUCCGGUGGUGGCGUUUCCGAUGUGGUCUGAUCAACCUACGAACGCGAAGCUUCUGGAGGAGUUGUGGGGGACAGGUGUGAGGGUGAGGGAGAACGAGGAAGGGUUGGUGGAGAGGGGAGAAAUAAGGAGGUGUUUGGAGGCAGUGAUGGAUGAGAAGCUGGUGAAGCUGAGGGGAAACGCUGAGGAAUGGAGGCGUUUAGCGGUUGAAGCGGGUAGAGAAGGUGGGUCAUGUGAUAAGAACAUUGAGGCUUUUGUGGAUGAGAUUCUGCUCAGUGAAGCAGAGGAGAUUAAAGACAAAGAUGAGUGUUCAAAAGGAAUCUAGAUCCUUCAAUUGGUUGUAUUACAACACAAAAAUACAUAUGUGUAUGUCUUGGACAAAUUAAUAUAAUAUAUAUAUAACUAUA